GCCAGCAAGGGCUUCACUGGAAAGAGAUGUGAGACAGACAUCGACGAGUGCUCCGAUGGAUUUGUGGAGUGUGACAGUCGAGCCACUUGCGUCAACCUACCUGGCUGGUAUCACUGCGAGUGUCGUGAUGGCUACCAUGACAACGGAAUGUUCUCGGCCAAUGGAGAGUCGUGUGAAGACAUUGAUGAAUGUGAGAUGGGGCGGCACAGCUGUGCUAACGACACUGUGUGCUUUAACGUGGACGGAGGUUAUGACUGCCGCUGUCCGCACGGUAGGAACUGCACGGGCGACUGUGCCCAUGAUGGGAAGGUGAAACACAAUGGGCAGAUUUGGGUGCUGGAUGACGACAGGUGCUCGGUCUGCUCUUGUCAGUCGGGGUUGGUGAUGUGUAGACGGAUGGUGUGUGAUUGUGAGAAUCCCACAGUGGAUGUGCUGUGCUGUCCUGAAUGCGAUCCUCGCUUGAGUUCUCAGUGUUUGCAUCAGAAUGGUCUGCUAGCGUACAGCAACGGAGAGACCUGGGUGGAGAACUGCCAGCAGUGCCAGUGCAUGAGGGGUGAAGUAGACUGCUGGCCGAUAUCGUGUGCGCCGGUGGCUGACUGUGAGUUUACAGUGGUUCCAGAGGGCGAGUGCUGUCCACGCUGUGUCUCGGACCCCUGCCUGGCCGAUACCAUUCGGAAUGACAUCACCAAGAGCUGCGUGGAUGAAUACGGUGUCACUCGCUUCAGCGGCUCUGCUUGGACCAAGCACGGCAUGGAGUGUUCCCUCUGCCAAUGCAAGAAUGGUCACAUCUGUUGCUCUGUGGACCCGUUGUGCCUUUAGUCUUAUUCAAAGGCAAAAUGUCUGACUACUUCUUCUUUUCUCGCUCUCCUUUUGUCUGUUUUACUUUUCCCCCUCUUUGUCUCGGCUCUCUGUACAGUUCCAUCCCCUUCAGAAGAUAAUUUUUUACCAAAUCCUCACAUGUAUUAUAACAUAAACAAUAAACAGAUAGCUAAGUCACUCUUAACACAAGAUAAAGGUAACUAUCAGAAAACCGAAUCGUUUUAGCUUUGAACAGUGUUUAAGAUUUGCUUGAUGCAUUUGAUAAGAUGUUUAUUUGUCAUUUAAUGAUUAUCAUCAGAAACCAUGACGCAAUAUUCAGAUUAAGAGGUCAAGUUUAGCUAAUUCCAUUCAAUUUUCAGAGUUCAAUAUCAAAACUAUGUUGAAAAAAUAAAGGUUAACUUGUUAUUGAUGGCAGUAUUUUCUGCUUGAUGGGUUCAACAGACUGCAGAAAUGGUAAAAUCAUUUGUAAUUGACCUACAGGUCUUACGAGUAUUUACUUCUUUCAGUAUUAAUGGUUGUUCUGCUCCCUCCCGGGGAAAAUAUGACCUUGAUGUUGUGAAUAGUUAAUUUAAUGUGUUUCUUUUGAAUUCUGUCUUUACUUUGAUGUUUUAUGUCACACCUUCUGUCAAAUUGAUGUUUUGUUUCCUUCGAUUGCUCGGUGCACUAUUGUGACAUGGUGAAAUAAAAGGUUUCCAUUG
Carassius auratus (goldfish) is the source of this 1517-nucleotide messenger RNA. RefSeq names its product protein kinase C-binding protein NELL2-like. Gene Ontology annotation, cellular component: cytoplasm. Gene Ontology annotation, molecular function: heparin binding; protein kinase C binding; calcium ion binding. The annotation marks the transcript as partial. Lineage: Eukaryota; Metazoa; Chordata; Actinopteri; Cypriniformes; Cyprinidae. The record is from RefSeq and is a predicted model, not a curated record. The transcript is spliced from 6 exons.